AUGAAUGCCGAGAAUGGUAUUGAUACACUGGGACCAUGGUUCGACGGCGUUGAGCACCUCUCCAAGACCGGCCUCUCUGCACUGGAUGCCGACGCUGCCAAAGAGAAGCACGUUGCGAUCGUUGGUGCGGGUAUGUCGGGCUUGAUGACAUACCUGGUUCUCUCACAAGCAGGCAUGACCAAUAUCAGCAUCAUUGAAGCCGGCAAUCGACUUGGCGGCCGUGUUCAUACCGAGUAUCUUACUGGCGGACCUUUUAACUAUUCUUAUCAAGAGAUGGGACCCAUGCGAUUCCCUUCAACUUACAAGAGUCCUGAGACCAACGAGACAAUGAACAUCACGGACCAUCAGAUGGUGUUUCAGCUCGCAGAGGAGAUGAACAAGCUCAACAACCACGACAAGAACCUCAGUGUUGACUUCAUUCCGUGGAUCCAGAGUAGUCCAAAUGGCCUUUCGUACAAGAACGAGUUCAAGCUACCAAGUGGACUGCCCCCUACGCUAAAAGAGAUUGCAGCCAAUGCAUCACUCAGCCCUGCAAGCGUCAAUGACCCUAUGACCCAAGACCUUCAGACCAAGGUUGAUACAUUCAUGCCUGGCUCAGAGUUCAGCACUCUUAUGGCAAAGAAUAUGUUCAAAGCUCAUAAGCAAUGGCUCGAAACUGGUCUCAAUGGCCUGGGCGGUGAUCAGUGGUCCGAGUAUGCAUUCAUGGUCAACUACUUGAAGGGUAGCCUGAACAGCACUGACAUGAAUGGCGGCUGGUCUGCUUCGAGUUUCUGGGACUCGUUGUACGAGGGCAUGUAUUUCUCAGCCGCCAGCUACAAGACCAUUGAUGGAGGUCUUAAUAGGCUUCCUUUGUCUUUCCAUCCUCUUGUCGACAACAUUACAACCAUGGAACGCAAAAUUGAACGUGUCAGGUACAGCGAGACCGAAGAGAAGGUUACAUUGCAAUGGCGCAAGGAGUACAACGACACAACAUUCCAGAACUCAACUUUUGACUAUGCUGUUAUCGCAGUACCCUUCUCUGUUGUCCGAAGAUGGCGUCUUCCUAAGCUCCCCGCAACCAUCUCCAACGCCAUCAAGGAGCUGAACUAUGGGUCUGCCUGCAAGGUUGCGCUCGAGUUCUCUGAGCGCUUCUGGGAACACUACGAGAACCCGAUCUAUGGCGGGUGCAGCACAACUACGGAUAUUCCGGGCAUUGGAAGUAUCUGCUAUCCAUCCUAUAACUUGAAUGGCACGGGCCCUGCUACCAUUCUGGCAAGCUACAUCAGCGGUGACAUGGGAGUUCGGCUGGCAAGCAUGUCUGAGGAAGAUCACGUCCAGAUGGUCCUUGAGGCCAUGAUUGAGAUUCACGGAGAGUUUACUCGUGAUCUAUAUACCGGAAAGUAUAACAGAAGAUGUUGGGCGCUUGACCCUCUUGAGUCUGGAAGUUGGGCUAGCCCGACUGCAGGACAGCAUUCACUCUACAUACCCGAGUACUUCAAGACUUAUAACAAGGUAGGCAGCGCAUCAAUAUUUACGAGUCAACUUCUGACGACGUGA
Messenger RNA from Fusarium fujikuroi IMI 58289, 1536 nucleotides. RefSeq names its product probable L-amino-acid oxidase. The record is from RefSeq and is a predicted model, not a curated record. Gene Ontology annotation, molecular function: polyamine oxidase activity; L-amino-acid oxidase activity. Gene Ontology annotation, biological process: amino acid catabolic process. Lineage: Eukaryota; Fungi; Ascomycota; Sordariomycetes; Hypocreales; Nectriaceae. Bases 1 to 1536 code for a protein of 511 amino acids. The transcript has a single exon.